Messenger RNA from Myxocyprinus asiaticus (Chinese sucker), 2120 nucleotides. Its product is annotated as 5-azacytidine-induced protein 2-like. The transcript has 8 exons. Gene Ontology annotation, cellular component: cytoplasm. The coding region runs from base 152 to 1267 and encodes 371 amino acids. Lineage: Eukaryota; Metazoa; Chordata; Actinopteri; Cypriniformes; Catostomidae. The record is from RefSeq and is a predicted model, not a curated record. Gene Ontology annotation, biological process: canonical NF-kappaB signal transduction.
UUCACUUCCUGCAGUUUGUGUUUGUGUUGUUGCUUUAUUUUGUCGUGUGUGUUUUAGUGUCAUCUCUCUAAAACACCGUGUUUUUGCUCUGUAUCAUGGUUUAUAUUUAUAUUCCACUCUGUUGUCCAAUCUGACUGCUGUCUGCUCUGGUAUGGAUUUCCCCACUGUGGAUGAUGACAUCUGUAUCCUGAAGCAUGAGACGGCGUACGGCCCAACCGAGAGCCCCGUGUCUGUGUGCGCCGGCGACGAGUCGGUGGCGUCUCACUUCGCCCUGGUCACGGCAUACGAGGACAUCAAGAAGAGAUUACGUGACACGGAGAAAGAGAACGCUCUGCUCAAAAGAAGAGUUAAACAGCUCGAGGACAAGCAUUUCCGACCUGAAGCCCCUCCGUCUGAAGGACCGCAGUAUAUGAACAAAGCUUUCAGUGCUUACCGCGGUAUCUAUAUAGAGAAGGAAGAUUUACAGAUGGAGCUGAAUAAAGUGAAAAAAGAGAAAGUGGAGCUGGAGCGGGUUCUGACAGAACAACUACAAGCCAAAGAGCUCGAGCUGUUGCAGCUGAAAUCAGAAAUGGAGACGAGUCAAGUGAUGAAAAGUCUGAACAACACUGCAGAUUAUUGGCAGGUGGACAGAAGCAACAGUGAAAUGAAGAUCGUGUCACUCGAAGAGCAGCUCGAGAGAUUACAGUUAGAAAACGACACGCUGCACAAACUCUGCAGGACCGCUGGACACGAUGACUCUGAAAACGGUGUACUUCACGAUGAGCAGAAGCACGAUGUGUUGACAGACUCCAGGACGCUGGCCAUCGUACAGUCGUAUCAGGACGUGCUCGAUGAAGUGUCACGUUUGCGUUCAGCCAUUCGAUUGCAGUCUGACCUGGUUAAGAAGUUGCGAGAGAGGCCACCGCUGCCGCCCGCUCUCAGACGAGCUGCUUCAACUGUUCCAGUUCAGUGUCUGGAUGACGUGGAGCGGAACACGGAGCCGAUGAUGAUGAUGACGCCGCGGCCACCCAGUGCUCCUCCACUGCCCUCCAGUUCAGGGACUCACGCUCUGGACGGCCUGCAGGAGAACUGUUCGAAUGACCCUUGGCCCCUGGCGCGUCCUGUGCCAUUGGGCAGCCCGGGUGGCCUGCUGCCUCCCCAUCAGCGAAUGGGAUCACUAGAGGACAGCUCCUGGUCGUUCCCCAGCACCCCGAGACCGAGCGACGUUCUGUUUUGGGACAGCUCAAAGUCCAAGAGCUCCACCGCUGAUUGGGCCCGACCGUACUGAUCCACAGUCCCUGCUCCGCCACACGACACCUUACCUGCCUUAAACAGUGUCCCCUCUUUGGGCCCCGGAUGAUAAUAUACCUCGAGCAAACUGACCUGUGACCCCCGGUCAUUGGCUGAAAACAGACCUGAGAGGUGGAUGUGUGUGUGUAUGGAUGGACGGAUGUGUGUUUUCCUGCAUAAAUUCCACUCCAAGAGAGCUUUGUCUUCAACAUAUAUUUGUGAUUUCACUAUAGCACUCCUUGUUGAUUGCUGUUGGUAUCUCCUAUAAGUAUAAGCUUCUGUUCAUCUCUUAGGUUGAGUGUUUGUGUGACAGAUGGUUGUAGGUCAGGUACUCUAGGUUAUCUCAUCAGUGUCUCUCUGAUGCACUUGCACUGAUACUACAUCAGUCAACUAUAUAAGUAACUUUAAUGGAUUAUGUCUUGUAUUAUGAAUGUAUAAAGGGGGAUUUCUGAAACUUUAGCAGUCCAAAGUUUGUUUAAAUCAAUCAAUCCUCAUACUGAAUGAAGAAAAUUAUCAAUUGGUUUUGGAAAAUAGACUGAGCUGUUUCUUAACAAACACUGCUGUUAUGUGUUUAUACUCAAAACUACACCGUUGUUCAAGCCCCUUUAUUACUUUUUUUUUUUUUUUUUUUUUAAGAAUUGUUGUUAAAUUUAGAUUUAGUAAAUGCAUUCGGUUGUCAUAACCUGUGGGAACAGGUAUUUUGUAAUUGCUGGUCUAAAUUUAUUUAUUUAUUUUUAAACAGGGUUCCCCCAUUCCCCCCCAAGGAAAACCUGAAAGCUGAAAAAUAAUAGGACAUAUUAAAAUAGAAUUCCAGGCUUGGUAAUGGAAAUGAAUGAAGUCUAAGCAGUGCA